Molecule: messenger RNA, 690 nt
Organism: Vigna angularis (adzuki bean)
Lineage: Eukaryota; Viridiplantae; Streptophyta; Magnoliopsida; Fabales; Fabaceae
Exons: 2
Coding region: 1-690 (229 amino acids)
Source: RefSeq, a predicted model, not a curated record
AUGGCGCCGUUUGAAGCUCUCUAUGGUAGGAAGUGCCGAACGCCACUUUGUUGGUUUCAAGACAGAGAGAACGUCCUAACUGGACCCGAACUGAUCCAGCAGACGACCGAGAAAGUGAAGUUGAUCCAAGAGAGAUUGAAGACGUCCCUGAGCAGACAGAAGUCCUAUGCGGACAAGCGAAGAAGACCCUUGGAGUUCGCCUCAGGAGAUCAUGUUUUCCUUCGACUCAAUCCGAUCACGGGAGUAGGCCGAGUUGUUCGUCCAAAGAAGCUAUCCCCCAAAUUCAUCGGACCGUAUCAAAUUCUGAGGAAGAUCGGACCAGUGGCGUAUGAACUAGCCUUACCACCUCAAUUGUCGAACCUUCACCCAGUCUUCCACGUUUCUCAACUCCGGAAGUACAUUGCCAACCCUUCUCAUAUAUUAGAGUUGGAAAACGUUCAACUUUGCCAAGAUCGAACGCUGGAGUUGCAACCAGUUCGUGUGGAAGACAGCCGCAUCAAGUACUACAAAGGAAAAGACGUUCGUUUAGUGAAGAUGGUGUGGGACGCAAAGACUGGCGACUCAACGUGGGAAGUGGAAAACGCUAUGAAGGACUUGUACCCCCAUUUAUUUCCAGAUUUCAUUAAAAACCCACUUCCUCAACUCUACAACUCACGCCAAGUGUCACCAGGAAAGAAUGGAAGUCAGUAA